AUAACACAAUUCUGAACAAGAAUCAAACAAUAAUACUAAGCCAUUUGUUUCUGAAUAGCGAAUAAAUUGUUUACCCAUAUUCGCUUAGGAAUUAGUUUAAAAGUAUUUUAAAAUAAGCGUGUGGAGUGAUACGAUCUCAAUAUUAUCUCACCUAUCUAUGCAUUUAUUAGAUGGUAUUUCCAUUUUUACUGUUUAAUAUGUUGAUGAAAUAAUAGCCAAUAUUGUCUAACUUUUAUUAACAAAUUUUAAAGUUCAACCUCCGACUGCCAAUCUAUGCCCAUAGCUAAGUUGGCCUCUGAAAACAACUUCAAUAAAUUUUAAAAUAUAACCAAUUGUUUUUGAUAAUGAAAUUGGCUAACAAAAACUUGUACAAACUAUUUAAGAGUGCUGGACUUGAUUUGGCCACUUUGACUUUGCGCCGUCAGAUUGAAAUUAUUUCGGUGUAUCUUACCUGGAUACAUCUUGUAAUGGAGAUCUGCAGCCUGGCCUUGUAUUGCUCGGGUUCAGUUACCAAGAGUUUCCAAACGAUUCAUCUAUUGGUUGGAAACAGCUUCCAGCUCAGUGUUUAAUAAUGGUUCUCCCCAAUGUCGUGACCUGUGAAUGGUUGAACUUUCAAGUAAUUGGUAACCAUCCUUUAGUUUAUUUCGACCAAUAAAUUUUCCUUUAAAAUUGUGUGAGUAAA
Drosophila ananassae is the source of this 682-nucleotide messenger RNA. RefSeq lists its product as uncharacterized. The record is from RefSeq and is a predicted model, not a curated record. The coding region runs from base 345 to 569 and encodes 74 amino acids. NCBI's taxonomy places the organism in Eukaryota, Metazoa, Arthropoda, Insecta, Diptera, Drosophilidae. The transcript is spliced from 2 exons.